AUGGCUCCCCCAAAACCCCCCAACCCAUCUUCUAAGGAAAUCUUAGAAGAAGCUAUUCAAAUAUCCACCUUAAACCUAAACAAUGCAAUGCAAGAAACUCAAGAACAAAUGGAUGAGAGGUUUACUCAACUCUCUUCAGAUCUAUCCAACCUCCAAACAAGAUUAGACAAUGACAAAUCUGAGGAGGAUUCUAGGUUUCAAGCACUCAUGGCUGCCAUCACCAAAAUCUCUCUUCAAAAAGAGCUACAGCAAACUCUUAUGUCAAGUUCGGGUACUGUUCACGGAACAGUAACUUCUGCUGCAUCCGCUACUGUUCACGGAAGCCCCGCUACUGUUCACGGAGGAUCUACUACUGUUCACGGAACAGCUUCACCAUCAGGUAUGGUACAGAACCCACUUUCUAAUUCUAGGGUUUCAGCACCUAAUUUUCACUCAUUUUCCCCAACAAACACUCCUAUGCGAAAUUCUGCCACAUAUUCAACCACAAACCCUCACACAGCCACCAUGAGAUACACCAAUCCCCACAUGUCUACCACUUUUGUCCCUUACCCUCCUAUUCCGUCCAUUUUAACAUCCUCCCAACCCUUCAACGUUCCUUUUUCACAACAUAUCCCUUUUUCCCAAUUUUCUCCCCAACCCACAUAUCCCAAUCUCUCCCAUAUACCACCCUUACCGACACCUCGUACACCUAAACUUGAACUCCCUAUGUUCGAUGGAUCUGAACCACUUGAUUGGUUAUUUCAGGCUGAGCAAUUUUUCAAUUUUUACAACAUGCCACCCGAAAAUCGAUUGUCCUUAAUUUCUUUUUACAUGAAAGGUGCUGCAUUAAGUUGGUUUAAGUGGAUGCAUCACAGUCACUUAUUAAUGGAUUGGGCUUCGUUUACUAGAGCUUUAGAGUUACGUUUUGGUCCAUCUACAUAUGACAACCAUCAGGCAGAAUUGUUCAAAUUAAAGCAAGAUGGAACUGUUGUGGAAUAUCAAACAAAGUUCGAACAAUUGGGCAAUCAAGUUGUGGGACUGCCACAUGAUGCCAUAUUAAAUUGCUUUAUUUCUGGUCUUAAUGCUGAUAUUAGAAAUGAGAUGGCAAUUCAAAAACCCACAAAUAUAUCUCAAGCAAUUGGAUUAGCAAAAUUGAUUGAAGCCAAACUUAAGGAUUCUAAGCCCAAAUUUUCUAAACCCUAUGUUACUACUUACCCAAAACCCAAUCCAACCACCAACACUUCCUCAACCCAAAAAUCUAAUACCUCCAAUUCUGCCCAAGUCCCUUUUCGCCCCAAAAGCCCAUACACCACCCAGCCCGCCCACUUACCCAUAAAAAAAUUAUCCCAAACCCAAAUUCAAGAGAGGAGAGCCCAAGGGUUGUGCUUCAAUUGUGAUGAAAAGUUCAUUCCCGGUCAUAAAUGUUCUACGGGCAGAUUCUUAAUUCUUUUGAGUGACGAAGAGGUUUUUGACCAUACUCAAUUGGCUGAUGAGGAAAAAGAAGAUGACCCCCAAACAGAAUCAGCAGAUACUUAUUUCCAGUUGUCAACACAUGCUUUAACGGGUCAGUUUUCGCCCCAAACACUUAAAUUCAAAGGCUUGAUUGGAGGCCUAACAGUUAUGGUUUUGGUGGAUACCGGCAGCACUCAUAACAUCCUUCAGCCCCGUAUUGCACAUCAUCUUAAUUUACCCACCACUCCCAUUCCCCAAUUUUCUGUUAUGGUGGGCAAUGGUUCCCACCUUCAAUGUGAAGGUAUUUGUAACAAUGUGAAACUCACACUCCAGGAUAAACAAUUCAAACUACCUUUCUACCUCCUACCUAUUGAAGGUGCAGAUGUUGUAUUGGGUAUGGCUUGGCUUAGAACACUAGGUACCAUACAGGCUGAUUUUUCUAUUCCCUCCAUUACUUUUAACCACAACAAUGCUUCCAUGACCCUAGAAGGUGAUUCUGCCUCCUUACCACAACACACAACUUUUCAUCAGUUUAAACAACUUGUCCACCAAGAUUCCAUAUCCUCACUACAUCUAAUGUUUCUUCAGCCCACCCAAACACAAAAUUCUGUCCCACCACCCAACCUUAAAGUUAACCUGCCCGAUAACACCCACCCUCAAAUUUCUACACUUCUUCACAAAUAUCCCACGAUUUUUCAGAAUCAAACCAGAUUUCCACCCCCAAGACCACAUGACCAUCAAAUACCACUUUUACCUAACACUGCCCCUAUUAAUGUAAAACCAUACAGAUACCCCCAUUCCCAAAAGACUGCAAUGACAACAAUAAUUUCAGAUAUGUUAAAAGAAGGACUCAUAGUGCCUAGUCACAGCCCAUUUUCCUCCCCUGUUUUAUUAGUCAAAAAAAAAGAUGGGACAUGGCGAUUUUGUGUUGACUAUAGAGCACUUAAUGCAGUCACAGUUAAAGACAGAUUUCCCAUCCCCACCAUAGAUGAGUUGCUCGAUGAACUCGGCCCAGCUAAAAUUUUUACCAAGUUAGACCUACGCUCCGGCUAUCACCAGAUCCGAAUGGCAUCAAAAGAUACACAUAAAACGGCUUUUCGUACUUUCGACGGACACUAUGAAUUUCUUGUCAUGCCCUUUGGUUUGACAAACGCACCCUUAACUUUUCAAUCAGCAAUGAAUGAUCUUUUGAGACCUUACCUAAGGAAAUUUGUUUUAGUUUUUUUUGAUGACAUACUGAUAUAUAGUUCCAAUUUUAAUGAUCAUUUAGCUCAUCUGCAGGUUAUUUUCAAGUUAUUAGCAGCUAAUUGUUAUGUGGUGAAAUUAUCCAAGUGUGUGUUUGCAGUACCUAAGGUUCACUACCUAGGUCACGUAAUUUGUGAAGGUAAAGUUGGACCAGAUGCAGAAAAGAUUAAAGCUAUUCUAGACUGGCCUCAGCCACGUUCUCUCACGGCUCUCAGAGGAUUUUUAGGCCUUACCGGAUUUUAUCGAAGAUUUGUGAAACAAUACGCCGCACUCGCCGCUCCGCUCACCGAUCUUUUACGUUCCACUAGAUUUGUUUGGAGUACAGCGGCAACAGAGGCCUUUACAGCAUUACAAAAACACAUGACCGACAUGCCGGUCUUAACACUUCCAGAUUUCAAAAAAAAAUUCAUAGUUGAAACAGACGCUUCAGGAGUCGCGGUUGGUGCAGUUUUGUCACAGGAUGGUCAUCCCAUAGCCUUCUUCAGCAAGAAGAUGUGCCCCAGAAUGCAAGCAUCUUCCACCUAUGUUCGUGAAAUGUUCGCUGUAACGGAAGCAGUAAAGAAAUGGCGUCAGUACUUGAUUGGCCAAGAAUUUCAUAUAUACACAGAUCAGAAGAGUUUAAGGAAUUUGUUACUUCAGAAAAUUCAAACCCCAGAACAACAAAAAUGGGCUGCCAAGCUACAAGGGUUUAAUUUUGAAAUCUUUUACAAACCUGGUAAAUCAAAUGUGGUCGCGGAUGCCUUAAGUAGACAGUUUCCUUCAGAAGAACCAGUGUUGUUCGCUCUUUCUUCUGCCAUCCCUGAUCUUCUUACAAGACUUCGUGAUUUCUACACAAGGGAUAGAGCGGGUCAAGAACUGCUUGCAAAGUUAUUCACAGAUACCACAGACAAGGAUAAUUUCAAAGUGUCAAAUGGACUGUUGUUGUACAAGAACCGCUUAUUCAUACCUGAUAUUGAUCAGCUGCGAACAAAAGUGUUGAACGAAUUUCAUGCCACUCCCACAGCUGGCCAUUCCGGAGUGAAGGCGAGCCUAUCGCGUGUCUCUGCAUCUUUCGCUUGGCCGGGCAUAUACAAAGAUGUAAAACACUUGGUCAAAUACUGUGAUAUAUGUCAGCAUAGUAAGUAUUCCACACAAAAGAAGAAGGGUCUACUACAACCUUUACCUGUUCCAGAAAAGGUUUGGGAUGAUAUCUCCAUGGACUUCAUCACCCAUCUUCCAAACUCGUUUGGUCACACCUGCAUUUGGGUCAUCUGCGACCGUCUAUCCAAAUCCGCACACUUCAUAGCUCUAUCCACAAAGUUCACCGCGAAAGACAUUGCGAACCGUUUCACUGUUGACAUAGCCCGCCUUCAUGGAUCUCCAAGAUCUAUUGUGACAGACCGUGACCCGUUGUUUCUUAGUAAAUUCUGGAAAGAGUUUCAUAAACUACAAGGAACCACAUUAAAAUACAGUACUGCGUACCAUCCGGAAACAGACGGACAAACAGAGGUUUUGAAUAGAUCGGUGGAAACAUACCUCAGGUGUUUUGCAAGCUCACAGCCGCGUCACUGGUACAAGUAUCUUCAUCUUGCAGAGUACUGGUAUAACACGUCUUAUCAUUCAGCAAUCAAAACUACACCGUUCCGAGCUCUCUACGGCCGCGACCCGCCGUCUAUCUCUGCACACUUAGCCGGAUCUGUUCAGGAACCGUCCGUGGAAGCCAUCUUGCAACAACAUCAUGACAUUUUGCAAACUUUAAAAUCAAAUCUAGUCAAAAGCCGCAUUCAAAUGGAAAAGCAAGCAAAUGUCAAAAGGCUGGAUUAUACCUUCAAAGUUAAUGAUCUGGUUCUCCUCAAACUUCAGCCUUACCGUCAACACACCGUGCACAGACGUUCCUCUCAGAAGUUGGCCCCGCGAUUUUUUGGCCCCUUCACGGUCAUCAAACGAAUCGGUCAAGUUGCUUAUAUGAUAAACCUCCCUUCGUCCUCGCGAAUCCACCCAGUGGUCCACGUAUCUCUUCUCCGCCCUUACUUUGGUACCACACCGGAGGAAGAUUUCGAACCCAUUCCACCGUAUACUCCAGUUCCGUUAACUUCUGAAGCGGAACCACACUUGAGGACCUGUGAACAACAACAGCAUAUAAUAACAUCAGAGAACGAAGUAGCAAACAACAAAGUACAAGGCUUGUGGCCUUCAUCUUUACCUGACAGAGAGUGUUUGGACACGGACCAAGAGGAAGAGCUUAACACUCUUGCGGCUAAGGUGCAGAAAACCAAAGAAGGGAAAGAAAAAAAAGAGGAGAAAACAAGCUCUCACAUUUCGUUUGAAGUUGAAGGAAAGAAAGUGAUAGAGGAAGCAGAAGAAAAUGAGGAGAGAAAAAGGGUUAAUAACUCGGAGGAAGUACAAAGAGAUGAGGUUAUAAAGUUAAAUGUGUUUUCCCAACCCAAAGUGCAAAAAUCUAAGUACAACUCUGCUUUUCCAAUGCUACACGCUAACCCACGUGACCAGCUGUAUCCAACUUGUUCCAACGGACUUUUCUCUACAUCAUCCGGACCAUCCAAUUUUGAUCCUGCGGUGAGAUUUAAACCACACAGCCAGCUGUCUUCAGUCAAUUCCCACACUCCACCGCCUGGCUUGCUUCGGUUCCCACACCCCAUGCGUGAUGUAAAGUCUUCCAACCCUAUCUCUUCAGAUUUCUGGGACCCACGAGAUUCUUCAUUAUCCUCACAGCAUUCCAACGACUCUAUGCAUGUUUCGGUUGGGCUUUCCACUCAAAUCCAAGGCCCAAGUCCAAUUCCUUCCAUGAACCUUGAGGACAAGGUUCCCAAAGAGGAAAUGAGUAUUGAUAGGCAUCCCAUUAGGCCCAAGAGAAUUAAGAGAAUACCAGCUUCAUUAAAAGAUUUUUAUUAUUAA
Vicia villosa (hairy vetch) is the source of this 5568-nucleotide messenger RNA. RefSeq lists its product as uncharacterized. The record is from RefSeq and is a predicted model, not a curated record. Gene Ontology annotation, biological process: proteolysis; DNA integration. Gene Ontology annotation, molecular function: nucleic acid binding; aspartic-type endopeptidase activity. The transcript has a single exon. Bases 1 to 5568 code for a protein of 1855 amino acids. Lineage: Eukaryota; Viridiplantae; Streptophyta; Magnoliopsida; Fabales; Fabaceae.